This is a messenger RNA of Syngnathoides biaculeatus (alligator pipefish), 4966 nucleotides long. RefSeq names its product myosin IF (gene myo1f). Gene Ontology annotation, molecular function: ATP binding; actin filament binding; microfilament motor activity. Bases 216 to 3479 code for a protein of 1087 amino acids. Lineage: Eukaryota; Metazoa; Chordata; Actinopteri; Syngnathiformes; Syngnathidae. The transcript has 29 exons. Gene Ontology annotation, cellular component: actin cytoskeleton; microvillus; plasma membrane. The record is from RefSeq and is a predicted model, not a curated record. Gene Ontology annotation, biological process: vesicle transport along actin filament; actin filament organization.
CUGGUGCUUUUGCAGGUCCGCUACUUCAUCUCAGCGUCUGGCCGGCGAAUUGCUAUCUGAGCGAAAUGGAGAAGUCGAAGCUUUCCCUGGUGUGGUGGAAGGUAGCCCUGAGCUUUCUUGCUGUGUGAUGGCCAUCUGAUCAUUUUCAACCCGACUGCACUCACUGGCGAGUGUUCGCCCGGGCUGAAGCAGGGCAGGAGAGGCCGACUGGGAUAAUGGCAAAGUACCACUGGCAGAGUCAAAAUGUGAAGCAAAGCGGAGUGGACGACAUGGUCCUGCUGUCCAAGAUCACCGAGGACGCCAUUGUGGAAAACCUCAAGAAAAGAUACAUGGAUGACUACAUUUUUACUUACAUUGGCCCUGUGUUGAUAUCAGUAAACCCGUUCAAACAGAUGCCGUAUUUCUCGGACAGAGAAAUCGAACUCUACCAAGGGGCAGCCCAGUAUGAGAACCCACCCCAUAUCUACGCCUUGACUGACAACAUGUACAGAAACAUGAUGAUCGAAGGAGAAAAUCAAUGUGUUAUUAUCAGUGGCGAAAGCGGUGCGGGAAAGACCGUUGCUGCGAAGUACAUCAUGGGCUAUAUAUCCAAAGUAUCAGGAGGAGGAACAAAAGUUCAGCAUGUGAAAGACAUUAUCCUGCAGUCGAACCCGCUCUUAGAGGCCUUUGGCAAUGCCAAAACUGUUCGUAACAACAAUUCUAGCCGUUUUGGCAAAUACUUUGAGAUUCAGUUCAGCAGAGGCGGCGAGCCCGACGGGGGCAAAAUCUCCAACUUUCUUCUGGAGAAGUCGAGAGUGGUGAGCCAGAACGACAGCGAAAGAAACUUCCAUGUUUACUAUCAGCUGAUAGAGGGCGCCAGUGCUCAGCAAAAGGAGACCCUGGGCCUCAUGACCCCAGACUACUACUUCUACCUCAACCAGUCUGGAACUUACAAAGUGGAUGGGACGAAUGACAACAAGGACUUCCAUGAGACCAUGGAGGCCAUGCAGGUGAUCGGGAUCCCAGGUGACAUCCGGGCCCAGGUGCUGCAGAUUGUUGCGGGCAUCCUGCACCUGGGGAACAUCAGCUUCAUAGAAGCGGGGAAUUACGGACAGGUGGAGAGCGUGGACUUGCUCGCCUUCCCGGCCUACCUGCUUGCCAUCGACCCUAACCGCCUGCAGGAGAAGCUGACCAGCCGUAAAAUGGACUCAAAGUGGGGAGGGAAGUCGGAGUCGAUCGACGUGACCCUGAACCAGGAGCAGGCCACCUACACGAGAGAUGCCCUGGCCAAAGCCCUCUACGCACGCGUCUUUGACUACCUGGUGGAGGCCAUCAAUAAAGCCAUCCAAAAACCGCAUGAAGAAUUCAGCAUCGGCGUACUUGACAUUUAUGGAUUUGAGAUUUUCCAGAGAAACGGAUUUGAACAAUUCUGCAUUAACUUUGUCAAUGAGAAAUUGCAACAAAUCUUCAUUGAACUGACUCUGAAGGCCGAACAGGAGGAGUAUGUUCAGGAGGGCAUCAAGUGGACACCCAUUCAAUACUUCAACAACAAGAUUGUGUGUGACCUUAUUGAAAAUAAACUGAACCCUCCGGGUGUGAUGAGCGUGUUGGAUGAUGUGUGCGCCACCAUGCAUGCCAAAAGCGAGGGCGCAGAUGUCACUCUGCUGCAGAAACUGCAGGCUGCCGUUGGAACGCACGAGCAUUUCAACAGCUGGAACUCGGGCUUUGUUAUACAUCACUACGCUGGAAAGGUGUCUUAUGAUAUCAACGGCUUCUGCGAGAGAAACCGCGACGUGCUCUUCCCUGACCUGAUUGAGCUCAUGCAAAGCAGUCAACACAACUUCAUCUGCUCUUUGUUCCCUGAAAACCUCAACACAGACAAGAAAAGCAGGCCAACUACAGCAGGAUCUAAAAUCAAGAGACAAGCGAACGACCUGGUGAACACACUAAUGAAGUGUACUCCUCACUACAUCCGCUGUAUUAAACCCAAUGAGACAAAAAGGCCCAAAGACUGGGAGGAGAGCAGGGUCAAGCAUCAGGUGGAAUACCUCGGACUACGAGAAAACAUCCGUGUACGAAGGGCUGGCUUUGCGUACCGCAGGGUGUUCACUAAAUUCCUGCAAAGGUACGCUAUCCUGACAGCUGAGACGUGGCCACGCUGGAGGGGUCCUGAGCAGCAGGGGGUCCUUCACCUCCUCCGGUCGGUUAACAUGGAUAAUGACCAGUACCAGAUGGGUCGCUCCAAGGUUUUUGUCAAAAAUCCAGAAUCGCUGUUUCUUCUUGAGGAGAUGCGGGAGAGAAAAUUUGACACUUUUGCCAGGACCAUCCAGAAAGCCUAUAGAAAAUACAUCGCCAGAAAGAAGUAUGAGCAGAUGAGAGAAGAGGCGUCAGACAUCCUGUACAACUCAAAGGAGCGGCGGAAAAACAGCAUCAACAGAAACUUUGUGGGUGACUACCUGGGUCUGGAGCAGAGGCCUGAGCUGAGACAGUUCCUGGCCAAAAGGGAACGGGUCGACUUCGCGGACUCUGUCAACAAGCUCGAUCGAAGGUUCAAGUCCAUCAAGAGAGAUUUGAUCUUGACCCCCAAGGGGAUCUAUCUGAUUGGUCGGGAGAAAGUGAAGAAAGGUCCGGAGAAAGGGCAAAUAAAGGAAGUGCUGAAACGAAAGCUGGAUUUUGGGAGCAUUAAUGGAAUCUCCCUCAGUACAAGACAAGAUGACUUUUUUAUUCUGCACGAGGCGCAGUAUGACAGUCUGCUGGAAUCCAACUUUAAGACAGAGUUCCUGAGCCUGUUGUCCAAACGCUACGAGGACGUGACAAGGAGAAAGCUCGCAAUAUCGUUCAACGACAGAGUAGAGUUCAGAGUGAAGAAAGAAGGCUGGGGAGGAGGGGGUUCCAGGGUGGUGAUGUUCCAGAAUGGGAUAGGAGACCAGGCUCAACUCAAACCUGCGGGAAAGACCCUUAACGUCACAAUAGGCAAUGGGCUUCCCAAGUCUUCCAAACCAACUAGGAAGGGUGGUCAGCAGUCACAUGGCGGAGGCCGAAAUCACAGAGCCAGCAAAGCACAUCAGAAUGGAGCAAGCCAGUUCUCCAGAGGACCCAAACAAUCGGAAAUUAUGUAUUCCUCCCCGCAUAAACAGGACUGGCCUCUCCAAACGACCCUGCCUAAAGUGGGCUUUCAGAGAGCUCCCAGGAUCCCAACCCACAACCACAGCAACCAAGGGAACAUGGACUUCCUUAAUGUGCCUGACCAGGGCAUGUCAGGGAAACAAAGGAAGCAGAGCAUCGGUCAGCGGCCCCCCCCUGCUCCCAAGCCUCAGCCUCGCCCCCAGGGGCCCCGGUGCCGGGCCUUAUAUCAGUACAUUGGGCAAGACACCGACGAGAUCAGCUUUGAGUUCAAUGACGUCUUUGACCUUGUCAAAGAAGAUCCAUCAGGAUGGUGGACAGGCCGCAUUCAAGGAAAAGAAGGUCUCUUCCCCGGUAACUACGUGGAAAAGAUUUAACCAACAUAGUUGCACGGUGAACUCUGUUGAUGUGUGGAACGAUACCUCAGAAGACCGAAAGUAUUGCCAUUAUUGUCCCGACAGUUAAACCCCGACCCUACGACUACAUGUGUUGGGUUUCAUCCGUGUCAUUGUCUUGCGCUGUCCUAUUUAAAAUGAGCAAGCAACAAGAUCUUUGACUGCCGGCCCACACUUGCCUUGACACCUGCCUUUUGGAUUUCUAUGGACUUAAGCUUCAGUUACAAACCAUCAAGUAACACAAUCCAAAUUGCCUGCGUCGCAUUCUGGUGUCCGCAUUGUUUACAUCCAUAUGUUGGAUUCUACUGUUUAUGUUUGGUGGAAAGGAAAAGAACCAGAAAAGAGCAGCAUUUUUGCAGUUUUGCUGCAAAAGCGAUGAUGAAAACCAAGUGGUUGGAUUUUCUCUGCGUAUUACGGCACUUGGAAAUUUCUUUUUCCUUGUCUCACUAGAAGUAUGACUUGAUCUAUUUUAUCUCAUGAUUCUUUUCAUUUCACUUCAGUUAUAUAUUUUUUACAUCUACUUUCGGAAUCAUAUUUUUGUAUUCAUAAAAAUGCACUGGGGGGUGUUGUGAAAUGCUGUUUCCUGAAUGCAGGCAGCGCAAGUUCGAUUCCUGACUGGCCAGUGCUCCAAAACCCAUUUCAAGCCAAAAUACUGUAAAUGUGAGGUUUGCGUGAGGAAACCCAUUUGUUGUUUAAAAAAAAAACUGUAUAUUUAAAAAACAAAUAAUAAAGAAAAAAAACUGUCAAACAUUUCAUGCAAGUGACUUCCUCUCACAACCUCUGAAUGGAAACACUGAAAGUCACAAGUUUAUAUGUCCAUAAUCAUUUACUGUACCAGCAUAGUAUUUAUUGGUGUUUGCAUUUAUUUACACAUUUGUGCAAUACAUGUGUUGCACUGCAUGAGGGAAAUUCAGGUCAGACCCAAUGCUGCCUGGUUUUAUGACCCCUGAACCCUCCAAUACCUUUACUGUAUUUACUGCACAUUUUAGAGUCACCAUUUAUUGUGGGCUGCCUAAGGCACACCUGUGCAACAAUCUUGCUGUCUAAUCAGCAUCUUUAAAUGCCACAGCUGUGAUGUGUAUGGAUUGUAUGAUAUAUCAGAACAUGUGGUUAUUCUGAAAUGCCGCCCUACAUUUAUUUAGUACAUCAGUGAACUUUAAAAAGUUGUGCACAUACUGUAGGUUUGAAUAUACAUGGCACAAUUUGUAACAUGUAUAUAGUUCUUAACUAUUCUCAAAUGUCAUUAUCUGUGGCAUAAAAAAUAUCAAUGAUAGCAUCAUUUAUUGUCGAAGUUUUGGGCAAAAUAUAUUGCACUAAGUAAGUAACCGAUGUAGCGGCGGAUUACUGUAUCUGUAUUCCUUGAUGAUAAAUUGCAGGGACUCACUUUCCAUGUGUGUGUAUGUUCAUAUGUAUACACACAUACACAAAUAUAUAUAAAAUACACGUAUACACAUUAUAUGAGUGUGUGC